CUUUCAACCCUUUAUUAUUUAUUAGAAAGAAAAAGAAGGAUGGUUCUGUCGGAAGAGGAAAUCAACAGGCUCUAUAGAAUUAGGAAGACGGUGAUGCAGAUGCUAAGGGACAGGGAUUACCUUGUUGGGGACUUCGAGAUCAAGAUGAGUAGAGAAGAAUUUAGAAGAAAAUAUGGCGAGAACAUGAAGAGGGAAGACCUUGUCAUCAACAAAUCCAAGAAGGAAAAAUCUUCUGACCAGAUCUAUGUCUUCUUCCCCGAAGAAGCUAAGGUUGGUGUCAAGACCUUGAAGACUUACACCAAUCGAAUGAACUCCGAGAAUGUUUUCAGGGCUAUCUUGGUUUUGCAACAGAAUUUAACACCAUUUGCCCGCACUUGUAUUAGUGAAGUUUCUGCAAAAUUUCACUUGGAGGUUUUCCAGGAAGCAGAAUUGCUGAUCAACAUAAAAGAACAUGUUCUUGUCCCUGAGCAUCAAAUACUUACUGAUGCAGAGAAGAAAACUUUGAUUGAGAGAUAUACUGUAAAAGAAACUCAACUUCCUAGGAUUCAAGUUACUGAUCCUGUUGCAAGAUAUUAUGGAUUGAAGCGUGGACAAGUUGUUAAGAUAAUCCGGCCAAGUGAGACUGCAGGCAGAUAUGUUACCUAUCGAUUUGUUGUAUAAGAAUUUCCUUGAACGUCAUGACUAUAUUUAUGGUACCAUAUGCCCUCUAUCGAUAGAUAUUUAUGAGAGCUUGAGAAGCAUGGACAAGGAUAAAGAACCCUUUUUCAUUUGGCUUUACUCUUUUUGCUAUUAGUUAGAAGUUAUGGUUGAACCUUUGUAGUCAAACUAAGACACACUAUACUGCGGUGGUUGGUUUCCAAUGUUUCGCAAAACCUGUCUUUAACUGCACGAAUUCUUUUGGUUGUGCGUUCUUGC
Arachis ipaensis is the source of this 915-nucleotide messenger RNA. The record is from RefSeq and is a predicted model, not a curated record. NCBI's taxonomy places the organism in Eukaryota, Viridiplantae, Streptophyta, Magnoliopsida, Fabales, Fabaceae.